Austrofundulus limnaeus is the source of this 3302-nucleotide messenger RNA. RefSeq names its product SLIT-ROBO Rho GTPase-activating protein 3. Gene Ontology annotation, molecular function: protein binding. NCBI's taxonomy places the organism in Eukaryota, Metazoa, Chordata, Actinopteri, Cyprinodontiformes, Rivulidae. The record is from RefSeq and is a predicted model, not a curated record. Gene Ontology annotation, biological process: signal transduction.
GAACUCACAGAUAAGGGAGAGGGGAGGAGGAGCUGGACGAUGUUGUCCUAAAUGGCCCCUCAUACACAAGGACUAGGCUGUCCACUCUAUCCGGAGAGGCUGCGUGAAAAUGUACAUGUGUGGCUCACGACUCACUGAGGAGAGCUGAGGAGGAGGAGGAGCGGUCAGGGGGAUCAUUAAGCCUUGUUUUCUAAUUCUUCUUUUUUUUUUAUGAAACGACGUCGCCUUUAAAAACGCAGCGCAGCGGACGUCGCAGGGCUAAAGUUGUGUGUCGAGCCAGAUGAUCUCCACCUGAUCGUUGCUCGGUCAGCUGGCCGGACUGACCGCAGAGGACCGCGGGCGGCUUGUUGUCGCUGCAUUGUGGCCACCGACACGCUGAUUCCUGCCUGAGGAUUGGUUGCACAAUCCGCCCCGGUCCCUCCAAAAAAAUGUCAUCUCAGGCCAAAGUCAAGAAGGACAAAGAGAUUAUUGCCGAGUAUGAGACCCAAGUGAAAGAAAUUCGUAAUCAGCUGGUGGAGCAGUUUCGCUGUCUGGAGCAACAAUCCGAGUCCCGACUGCAGCUGCUGCAGGAUCUGCAGGAGUUCUUCCGCCGGAAGGCCGAGCUCCAGCUCGAGUAUUCCAGAGGCCUGGAUAAACUGACCGAGCGCUACUCCGCCAAGAUCCGCACCUCCAGAGAGCACCAGCACUUCAAAAAAGACCAAAAUCUUGUUUCCACUGUGAACUGCUGGUAUUUGGUCUUGGACCAGACCCGACGGGAGAGCAGGGACCAYGCCACUCUCAGUGACAUCUACAACAACAACGUCAUUGUCCGGCUGGCGCACGUAGGCGAGGAUGUCAUCAGACUUUUCAAAAAGAGUAAAGACAUCGGGGUGCAGAUGCAUGAAGAGUUGGUGAAAGUCACCAAUGAACUUUACACAGUGAUGAAGACGUACCACAUGUACCACAGCGAGAGCCUCAGUGCUGAGAGCAAACUGAAGGAGGCAGAGAAACAGGAAGAGAAGCACAUCGGGAAGAGCAACGACAUCGGUGUCGGCCUGCUGCGCUACGGCCACGACGAACGCCCACAGCGCCGCAGCUCUGUAAAGAAAAUGGAAAAAAUGAAGGAGAAGAGACAAGCCAAGUACUGUGAAAACAAGCUGAAGUGCACAAAAGCCCGGAACGACUAUCUUCUCAAUCUGGCAGCUACCAAUGCUCUAGUGGCCAAAUACUACAUCCACGAUGUCUCGGACAUGAUAGAUUGUUGUGAUUUAGGAUACCAUGCAAGCCUGGCCCGCACCAUGAGGACCUACCUGUCYGCCGAGUACAGCCUGGAAACGUCUCGCCAUGAGGGUCUGGAUGUUCUGGAGGGAGCGGUGGAUGCCAUGGACAUUAGAGGAGACAAGCUGAAAUUCAUGGACGCGCACAGCCAGAUCUUCUGUCCUCCGGCACGCUUUGACUAUCAGCCACACAUGGGAGACGAGGUGUGUCAGGUAAGCGCACAGCAGCCAAUCCAGACGGAGCUCUUGAUGCGUCACCACCAGCUGCAGUCUCGCCUCGCCACGCUGAAAAUAGAAAACGAAGAGGUGAAGAAGACUCUUGACGCCACCAUGCAGACCCUUCAGGAUAUGCUCACCGUGGAGGACUUCGAUGUUUCAGACGCCUUCCAGCACAGCCAGUCCACCGAGUCGGUCAAAUCGGCUUCGUCAGACUCCUACAUGAGCAAGGCCAACAUCUCUAAAAGGCGAGCCAAUCAGCAGGAAACUGAGGGCUUCUACUUUACUAAAUACAAGGAGUAUUUGAAUGGCAGCAAUCUGAUUGUGAAACUGCAGGCUAAACAUGACCUCCUGAAGCAGACAUUAGGAGAAGGGGAGAGGGCUGAAUAUGGAACAACAAGGCCCCCCACUCUUCCCCCUAAACCCCAGAGAAUGAGGAAGUGUAGACCUCGCUCCAUUUUUAACCAUAAGCUGUUUAACGGCAAUAUGGAGGCCUUCAUUCAGGAUUCGGGGCAGGCGAUACCGGUGGUGGUUGAGAGCUGUGUUCGAUAUAUCAAUUUAUACGGUCUGCAGCAGCAAGGUAUAUUUCGGGUUCCAGGAUCUCAGGUCGAAGUCAACGAUAUUAAAAACGCAUUUGAACGAGGAGAAGAUCCACUGGUGGACGAUCAGGCGGAUCACGACAUCAACUCCGUGGCAGGCGUUCUCAAGCUCUACUUCCGUGGGCUGGAGAACUCGCUGUUCCCCAAAGAGCGUUUCCUCGACUUCAUAUCCACCACCAAAUUCGACUCCGGCGCAGAAAGAGCUCACCAUCUUCAGCAGAUCAUCGUGACUCUGCCGCGACCCGUGAUCGUCGUCAUGAGAUACCUGUUUGCUUUUCUGAACCACCUUUCUCAGUACAGCGACGAGAACAUGAUGGACCCUUACAACUUGGCUAUCUGCUUCGGCCCCACGCUGAUGCCCAUACCAGACGAUCAGGAUCCAGUUUCCUGCCAAGCGCACGUUAACGAGGUCAUUAAGACAGUCAUCAUCCACCACGAGGCCAUCUUUCCGAGCCAGCGGGAGCUGGAGGGACCGUUUUAUGAGAAGUGCAUGGCUGGAGGGGAGGAGUACUGUGAAAGCCCUCACAGUGAGCCGGGGGCUCUCGAUGACAUCGACAACGGAACCGGACCGAACACGAGUGAUGAAGAGUUCGAACCCAUCGAGGCCAUCGCCAAAUUUGACUACGUGGGCCGAAGUCCGAGGGAGCUGUCCUUUAAGAAAGGAGCGUCUCUGCUGCUGUACCUGCGAGCCUCUGAGGACUGGUGGGAGGGCCGGCAUAACGGUGUGGAUGGGCUCAUCCCACAUCAGUACAUUGUUGUGCAGGACAUGGACGAUGCAUUCUCAGACAACRUUCAGAGGACUGACAGUGAGGCUACCAGUGGACUGCAUCGCAAUGACAGGAACUCAUCGAGAAGCGAGCGUCACUCUCCUUGUGAACACACGCCUGAGAAUCGCUUCGGAGCAGCCUUGGGAAGGAUGAGAGUGCGAUCGGAUGGAGGCGCGGCCCCGCGCCACAGGAACGGCGCCGACAGCCUCAGCCCCACCAGAGCCGCCAACCAGCCCCCCAGGGUUAUGCCUCGGCCCUGCAGCCCGCACAAGAUAGCUUUCAGCCGGGGCCAGACGGACAGCCCGGAGAAGAGGCACCUCACCACGUUCGGCAGCGCCGGCUGCAUCGGCCACCCGGACAGGAAGGCGUUCGUCGACAGCCAUUCGCAGCGCUCAUCGCCGAGCGCAACUCGACACGCGAGUUUAGRGGACCACAAAGCUCUGGAGGCGGAGGCGCUCGCUGAG